This is a messenger RNA of Xiphophorus couchianus (Monterrey platyfish), 2107 nucleotides long. It is a transcript of the gene syt15, whose product is annotated as synaptotagmin XV. The transcript has 6 exons. The coding region runs from base 641 to 1720 and encodes 359 amino acids. Gene Ontology annotation, biological process: calcium-ion regulated exocytosis. The record is from RefSeq and is a predicted model, not a curated record. Gene Ontology annotation, cellular component: plasma membrane; exocytic vesicle. Gene Ontology annotation, molecular function: phosphatidylserine binding; clathrin binding; calcium-dependent phospholipid binding. Lineage: Eukaryota; Metazoa; Chordata; Actinopteri; Cyprinodontiformes; Poeciliidae.
AAUUAACACAAAUACAGUGUUUAAAUGAACAUGUUUAAUAUUACUAUAAAUAAGGUUAGCAUUUAAUUCCAAAGUCACCAAAAGGCCCCACGUGUAUUUCUGCCCAGACGCCUAUUAUUCCAGCCUUUUAGAAAGCAGCGUAACAUGGUGAGAAACAACCAGCUGCGUCCAAGUCUCACUGCUCUUCAUCGUCACUUACAGUUCAGGUAGAACGCUAAGUUGCUGCUUCAUGUUUGGACGGCCAUUCUGUCUCAGUGAAAGCUGACGAGAAGAACAUUUAUCAUGACUGGUGAGAAUAAAAAUGCAUUAAAGAUACAUUUAUAACAGAAGUGAGUCCUGUAGACAGUAAGUUUGGGUGUUUGAUUGUUCAGACCAGGUGCCGCUGCUUGCUGUUUGUUUGUCCGUUGGUCUGCUGUUGCUAGUGCUGCUGCUGCUGAUUCUGACAAUUUGCUGCCUGAGGAGGAAGAAGAACAAGCAGGAUCAGUAUCAGGAGCUGAUCAGCACGGUGCCAUCGGUACCGGCCCACUCUGCUCCGGUGAUCCCUGUGUCUCAAGGCUUUUGUGCCAGGCAAGUACCAGUAGCAAAUAUUAGUGGAUGUAUUGAGAGUAACCCCAGACAAAUGCCAAUCCAGAGAACCUAAAUGCUUUGUUGUUUGUUUGUUUAUGCAAGGCAUGGUGAAAUCCCUUUCUCUUUGCCUCCUCGCUGUAUUCCACAAAAUACUGCGGUUCUGAGAGAUGUUGAGAGCCAGGAGAAAGAAAAGGAGGGAGCGAUGAAGAUGGAUGCUCAGCGAGACAUUCUGGCUCACCGUGGGUCACUGUCAGUGAGAAGUUGGUACCCAGUGGGGUCGGUGCUGACAGGUCUGUACUCUAUGACCCCUCUGAACGAGGUGGCGGCUCCUCCUCUUGGCAUGGCCACUCGCCUCUGCUUCUCUGUAGAGUAUCGUCACAGCAGCGAGCAGCUCGUGGUCUCCUUGCUACGCCUCAGCAACCUCCUUCCCCGUUUCCACAGCAACAUGACACUGGUGGAGCUGCGGCUUCUUCCCGAUGACCGGAGGCCCCGGCAGGCCAAGGCCCGGGGGACGGGGCCUGACCCAGAGUUUAACGACUGCUUGAUUUUCCAGGUAUCAGCAGUGUGUGUGUUGCGGAGCACCCUUAGUGUGUGUGUGCUGAGUGUGGAGAAAGACGGUAAACGGCAUGCCGUGGGCAGAGCGUUGUUUCCCCUGGAAGGGGAGCUUGGUCAGGCCGGCAGAGUUCUGUGGAGAGACCUUGAUCCCGAGGAGGUAACGCAGUGUUCAGUGCUGGGUGAUGUGCAGAUAUCCCUUAGCUACAGUUCAUCCCUGCAGCGGCUCUCGUUGGUGGUUCUGGGAGCUCGAGGCCUUCAGCUGCUCACAGAUGCAGGUGUGUGUGUCCAGGUUUGCUUGCAGAUACACACUCAGAUGGUAAAGACGAAGCGUAGCUGUGUGGUGAAAGGCGAACAGAAUCCCAUCUUCAACUACAGGAUGACUUUUAAACUCCGACCGCAGCACCUGGAUGAUGCCUGUUUAAGAUUUGAGCUGCAGCAUCCAAACGACAACCGCUCAGAACCUCCAGCCCUGCUGGGAGUGCUAGUGUUGGGUCCCUUCAUGUACGCCAGGGGUCUUCAGCUGCAGCACUGGAUGGACAUGAUCAACAAGGCACAAGAGCCGGUUAGAAUGUGGCACAGACUGGGCCGGGCAAUAUAAAUCCCAACACAGCAUUCAGAGGCUAAAGGGGAGAAAAAAACCUUCAAAUAUUUGUUUAUUUUAGACUCAAGUCCAGUCUCCAAGAGCUAUUAUUAGUGAAGGUGUGCUUAAAGCUGAAGCUCCGGAGCAUAUGUUUCAAAAAGCAACAUAGUGCUUUGUAAGUGUUGAUUUGAUUUGGUUGGCCACUCAGUGAGGUUUCAAGGUCCAUAUGGAAGAAUCAUGGUAUUGGUAGUUUGACACUUGGUUCAACACGUCAAAAGGAAGUGAAUCGUUGUUCGGACUACGUAGUCUGGAGCUUCGGUGUAAAUUAAAGCUGCUCUUCAUACUUUUCGCCACCAGAUGUCACUGAAGUGGUGAAAAGCUUUGAGUAAUUGACUUUUUUCCCCC